AUGAAUCCAGACAUUUUGAUGCAGCUAUUCAAGGGCCUUUCUGCCACAGAUGUCACCAAAACCGUCCAUACAGAGCCAUAUGCAGCCAUCUCACCCUCUCGACCUGAGCUUAAUCAAGCCGGAAAGGUCGUUUUGGUCACCGGUGGAGGUACCGGGGUAGGCUUCAACAUUGCCAAAGCCUUCAUUCGCGCAUCGGCGGACACAGUGAUUAUUAUUGGCCGCCGUGCUGAUGUGCUUGAAAAGGCUGCUUCGGAUCUCAGACAAGAAGCCAUGUCCGUCGGAACAAGUACGAAGAUCAUCAACCGCCCUGUUGAUGUUCUUGACUCGACACAAACCAAUGAGUUUUGGGAAUAUCUUGCCGCUCAAGGGGUUACUGUCGACGUAUUCGUUGCCAACGUUGGCAAAAGUUCAGUCCCAAAAUCGUUGAUCGAGCUUGGUGCCGCCCGUGUCUGGGAGGACUUCGAGAUCAAUGUCAAGUCGCCACUGUACUGGACGGAGAAAUUCUACACUCAGCCUGGAGACAAGAAAAAGUAUCUGAUUAACGUAUCAUCCUCGGUUAUUCACAUGGCUGGAUAUCCAGGGGUUGGCGAUCGCCCUGCCUACGUCUUGACCAAAAUGGCGGGCACAAUGUUCUUUCAGCUUACUGCUCAACAAGUGACGCCUGAGAAAAUGCAGGUAAUUAGCCUCCAUCCGGGCUCUAUCUACAGCACCGGAUGGGAAGCUGUGGGUCUCAAGAUUCCUAGGGAGUCAUUUGAUAGUGAUGACCUUUGUGGAGCCUUUGCUGUCUGGGCUGCCACCGAUGAGGCCAGGUUCUUGCAUGGUAGAUUUGCCUGGGCAUCCUGGGAUGUCGAGGAGCUUGCUACCGGAGAGCUUAGGAAGAGAAUUGAUGAGGAUCCUUAUUUCCUCAGAACAUCAAUCUCAGGCCUGAAUAGUACUAACCUGUCAUAA
This is a messenger RNA of Talaromyces marneffei, 948 nucleotides long. RefSeq lists its product as uncharacterized. Gene Ontology annotation, molecular function: oxidoreductase activity. The record is from RefSeq and is a predicted model, not a curated record. NCBI's taxonomy places the organism in Eukaryota, Fungi, Ascomycota, Eurotiomycetes, Eurotiales, Trichocomaceae. The coding region runs from base 1 to 948 and encodes 315 amino acids. Gene Ontology annotation, cellular component: cytosol. The transcript has 3 exons.